This is a messenger RNA of Suricata suricatta (meerkat), 7481 nucleotides long. It is a transcript of the gene CNTRL, whose product is annotated as centriolin. Lineage: Eukaryota; Metazoa; Chordata; Mammalia; Carnivora; Herpestidae. The transcript has 43 exons. The coding region runs from base 165 to 7070 and encodes 2301 amino acids. The record is from RefSeq and is a predicted model, not a curated record. Gene Ontology annotation, molecular function: protein binding.
GCGCGCGCGGCUUCUGGGCAACCGGCACAACACAACAAAAUGGCCGCCGCAUCGCUGGACGCUUGAAGGGAACUAUCUGCGCGUUUCCCGUCCCGCCUCGUCCCGCGGGCCCGCUCCGCUCGGCUCCUCGGCGGUUUUGAUGGACACCCGGCUUUAUUCUUGCCAUGAAGAAAGGUUCUCAGAAAAAAUUUCCCAAAGCAAAGAUGCCCCCAUCACCUCGCUCUCCUAGUUCACCAUCCCUCACGUCCAAUACAAGAUCUAGGUCACUUUCACCUUUAAGUGGAUCUGAGACUCUGCCUUUUAAUUUUGGAAGACAGUGGGAUGAGCAAGUUGAGAUUACAGAUGAAAACACCACGCUUUUGGACCACCAAGGCCGUAAAGAAGCUGAUUCACAUGCUGGAGUCCGAUAUAUUACAGAAGCCCUUGUUAAAAAACUUACUAAACAGGACAAUUUGGCUUUGGUAAAAUCUCUGAACCUUUCACUUGCUAAAGAUGGUGGCAAGAAAUUUAGGUAUAUCGAAAAUUUGGAAAAAUGUGUUAAACUUGAAGUACUGAAUCUCAGCUAUAACAUAAUAGGGAAGAUUGAGAAGAUGGACAAGCUGGUAAAAUUACGUGAACUCAACUUAUCAUAUAACAAAAUCUGCAAAAUUGAAGGCAUAGAAAAUAUGCAUAAUUUGCAAAAGCUAAACCUUGCAGGAAAUGAAAUUGAACAUAUCCCAAUAUGGUUAGGGAAGAAGUUAAAAUCUUUGCAAAUCCUCAAUCUGAAAGGGAACAAGAUAUCAUUGCUCCAAGAUGUAAGCAAGUUGAAACCACUUCAAGAUUUGACUUCUCUGAUCCUACUUGAAAAUCCAGUUGCGACCCUUCCUCAUUACAUCCAGUUUACCAUUUUCCACCUUCGCUCAUUAGAAAGUUUGGAAGGUCAGCCAGUAACUACUCCGGACAGACAGGAGGCUUUUGAGAGAUUCAGUUUAGAAGAGGUAGAGAGACUGGAAAGAGACCUGGAAAAGAAGAUAAUGGAAACCGAAGAGCUUAGGAGCGCACAGACAAGGUUUCUUGAGGAAAUUAAAAGUCAAGAUAAGUUGAACAAAUCGCUGAAAGAGGAGGCCAUGUUACAAAAACAGAGCUAUGAAGAGCUGGAGAGUAACCUAAACACGAAAAAUGAAUUGCUAAAACAGAAGACCAUGGAACUAAUGCGAGCGUGUCAAAAGCAGUAUGAGAUGGAACAGGAAUUGGCCUUUUAUAAAAUUGAUGCCAAAUUUGAGCCACUAAAUUAUUAUCCAUCAGAGUAUGUCGAAAUUGAUAAAACCCCAGAUGAAAGCCCUUACAUUGGCAAAUCCAGAUACAAGAGAAAUAUGUUCACUACAGAGAGUUACAUUGUUCCAAAUGCCCAGACCAUAAAGAUCACGAAGGUGGGUCCAGGUGAAAGAGAACAACGCAGAGAUGAGCACGGGAACUUGAGAGCGCAUGUGUCACUGGACGCACAACUGGAAGACAAAGAAAAAAAAAUAACUGCAGCACAAACUCGACUUUCAGAACUACGUGGUGAAAUAGAAAAGGCAGAACAACAAAUUUUAAGAGCUACGGAGGAAUUGAAACAACUGGAGGAAGCGAUACAGCUCAAAAAAAUUUCAGAAGCAGAGAAAGAUCUUCUUUUCAAGCAGUUGGGUAGUAGAAUACAACUUCUCAAUAAAUUACGCCAAGAAGUUGUGGAUCUUGAAACACAGAUGGAAAAGCAAAGGCAAGAAAUUGCUGAAAAGCAGAACGAGAUCAAGGACCUGCAAGUAGCCAUAGACAGCCUGGAUUCCAGAGACCCAAAACAUUGCCAUAUGAAGGCUCAGAAAAGAGGUAAAGAACAACAACUUGACGUCAUGAACAAGCAGUACAAACAACUUGAAAGCCGUUUGGAUGAGAUACUUUCUAGAAUUGCCAAAGAAACUGAAGAAAUUAAGGACCUUGAACAACAGCUUACUGAAGAACCGAGAAGGUUCUGUAAACAUACCGAAUCCUUACAGGAGAUGGCAGAACUGGAGAGUGCCCUCCAGGAGCAGCAUGAGGUGAAUGUAUCCCUGCAGCAGACCCAGGGAGAUCUCAGUGCCUAUGAGGCUGAGCUAGAAACCCAGCUAAAGAUACGGGAUGCUGAAGCCAGCCAGCUCAAGGAGGAGUUGGAAAAGCUUAGAAGGUUCAGCCAGUUAGAACAAUCAGCCCUUCAAGCAGAACUUGAGAAGGAGAAGCAAGCCCUCGAGAAUGCCCUCAGAAAAGCCCAGCUCGCAGAAGGAAAGGACCAGGAAAACAGUGAGCUCCGCACCCAGCUUCGACAGCUGCAGGAUGACAAUGGCCUGUUAAAACAGCAACUGAAAGAUUUCCAGAAUCACCUUAGCCAUGUGGUUGAUGGUUUGAUUCGUCCAGAAGACGUGGCAGCUCGUGUGGAUGAGCUAAGGCAAAAACUGAAGUCAGGAGCCGGGGAAAUGAGAAUCCAUACCCCUUCCGACGUCUUAGGGAAAAGCCUUGCUGAUUUGCAGAAACAGUUCAGUGAAAUCCUUGCACGCUCCCAGUGGGAAAGACAGGAAGCGCAAGUGAGAGAGAGAAAACUCCAGGAGGAAAUGGCUCUGCAACAAGAGAAACUGGCCAACGGACAAGAGGAGUUCAGGCACGCCUGCGAGAGAGCCCUGGAAGCAAGAAUGAGUUUUGAUAAACGGCAGCAUGAAGCGAGAAUCCAACAGCUAGAGAAUGAAAUUCACUAUUUGCAAGAAAAUCUGAAAAGUAUGGAGGAAAUCCAAGGCCUUACAGAUCUCCAACUUCAGGAAGCUGAUGAAGAGAAGGAGAGAAUUCUGGCCCAACUCCAGGAGUUAGAGAAAAAGAAGAAACUUGAAGAUGCCAAAUCCCAGGAGCAGCUUCUCAGUCUAGAUCGAGAAUUGAAGAAACUAAAGAAAGCCGUGGCCGCCUCUGAUAAGCUAGCCACGGCUGAGCUCACCAUUGCCAAAGACCAGCUCAGGUCCCUUCAUGGAACUGUUCUGAAAAUUAACCAGGAGCGAGCAGAGGAGUUGCAGGAGACGGAGAAGUGCAGCAGGAAGGCAGCACAGGCGGCCAGGGAUCUGACCCGAGCAGAAGCUGAGAUUGAACUCCUGCAGAACCUUCUCAGAGAGAGAGAGGAGCAGUUUCGACUUGGAAUAGAAAAAGUAGAUGUAGACCCCGGAGGAGCAAACCCACAGGUGCUGGAGGUGGAGAAACUAAAUGAGACAAUGGAGAGGCAAAGGACAGAGAUCGCAAGGCUGCGGAAUUUACUAGACCUCGCCGGGGCUGAUAACAAAGGAAGCUUUGAAAAUGUCUUGGAGGAAAUCGCUGAACUUCGACGUGAAGUGUCUCAUCAGAAUGAUUACAUCAGCAGCAUGGCAGAUCCUUUCAGAAGACGAGGCUACUGGUACUUUAUGCCACCACCGUCAUCAUCAAAAGUUUCCAGCUAUAGUUCUCAGGCCACCAAGGACUCUGGUGUCGGCCUAAAGUACACGGCCUCAACCCCUGUUAGAAAACCGCGGCACGGACAGCGCGAUGGGAAGGAGACGAGUGGGCCUCCUCCUGUCUCAGGAUACUGGGUGUAUUCUCCCAUCAGGAGUGGGCUACAUAAAUCGUUUUCAAAUAGAGAUGCAGACAGUGGAGGAGAUAGCCAGGAAGAGAGCGAGCUGGAUGACCGUGAGGACCGCCCCUUUGUGCCUCCUUCUGGAUACAUGAUGUACACUGUGUUUCCCGAUGGUUCUCCCGUUCCCCAGGGCAUGGCCCUGUAUGCGCCACCUCCUCCCCUGCCCAACAACAGCCAGCCUCUCAGCCCUGGCACCGUUGUGUAUGGCCCACCUCCUGUCGGGGCCCCCAUCGUGUAUGGGCCUCCGCCCCCCAACUUCUCUGUCCCCCUCAUCCCUGUGGGGGUGCUGCAUUGCAACGUCCCGGAGCACCAUAACCUGGAGAAUGAAGUUUCUAGACUGGAGGACCUCAUGCAGCAUUUAAAACCAGAGAAACAGGAGCGGUGCGUGCGAGCAUCCAGGCGGCAGCCGGUGAGAGAGUUGGAAGAGCUGCAGCGUAAUAUCGAUGGUCUCUUGCGAGAGAAGAAAGACUUAGAGCAUGAAGUGGAAGAAUUACACAGAACCAUCCAGAAACACCAACAACGAAAAGACUUCCUGGAUGGAAAUGUUGAGAGUCUUAUGAGCGAACUAGAAAUAGAGAAGUCACUCAAACACCAUGAAGAUAUUGUGGAUGAAAUUGAGUGCAUCGAGAAGACCCUUCUAAAACGUCGAGCGGAGCUCAGGGAAGCCGACCGGCUGCUGGCCGAGGCCGAAAGUGAACUUUCGCACACGAAGGAGAAAACAAAAGAUGCUGUUGAGAAGUUCUCUGAUGCCAAGAGAAAUCUAUUGCAAGUCGAAAAAGAUGCUGAGGAGUUAGAAAGGAGAGCCCAGGAAACGGCCAUUAACCUCGUCAAAGCUGACCAGCAGCUCAGGUUACUGCAGGCUGACACAAAGGGUUUGGAGCAGCACAGAAUGGAGCAGGAAGAAACUUUGAAAGAAAUAAACAAAGUCGUUGCAGCAAAAGACUCAGACUUCCAGUGUCUGAACAAGAAGAGGGAGAUGCUGACAGGAGAGCUGCAGAAACUGCAGGAGGACGUGGAGGCCGCACAACGCAGUGAGGAGCACCACCUGCAUGUCCUGGAGGAGUCAGAGACCCUCCUGCAGGCCAAGAAGGCUGAGCUGGAAAAGCUGAAAGGCCAGGUGUCGGACCAGCAGCAGGAGCUGGCCGGCUUGGACAGAGAGUUGGGGCAGAAGAAGGAGGAGCUGCAUCUACUUCAGGGAAGCAUGGUCCAGGCCAGAGCUGACCUCCAGGAGGCGCUGAGACUGGGAGAAACCGAAGUCACUGAGAAGUGCAAUCAUAUCAGGGAAGUAAAAUCUCUUCUGGAAGAACUGAGUUUUCAGAAAGGAGAACUCAAUGUCCAGAUCAGUGAAAAAAAAACUCAGCUUGCACUCAUAAAGCAGGAAAUUGAGAAAGAGGAAGAAAAUCUUCAGGUAGUUUUAGGGCAGACGUCUAAACAUAAAACUGAACUAAAGAAUAUUCUGGACAUGCUGCAACUUGAAAACAGUGAGCUGCAAGGUUUGAAGCUACAACACAACCAAAAGGUGUCUGAGUUAGAGAAGACUCAGGUCGAGGUGCUGGAGGAGAGGCUGGAGUUAGAGAAUCUGCAGCAGACGGCCCUGCGACAGAAAGGGGAAAUCGAGUGGCAGAAGCAGGUCCUUGAGAGGGACAGACGGGAAAUAGAGCGGAUAACUGCCGAGACCCGAGCGCUACAGUCCUGUGUGGAAUCUUUGAGCAAAGAAAAGGAAGAUCUUGAAGAAAACUGUGACAGCUGGGAAAAGAAGUUGGCCCAGACCAAACGGGUUUUAGCAGCUGCGGAGGAGAAUAGCAAAACGGAGCAGGCAACCUUCGAGAAGCUGGAAUCAGAUGUCAGAAACCUGCAGCAGGAGCUGGACCGACUGCACAGGGAGAAGCUCUCGCUGCACAGAGACGUGGCGGCAACGCAGCAGCAGCUCCGAGAGAAACAAGAAGCAGUAAACGCACUACAGGAAGAACUAGCUGAAGUCGAAGACCAUUUGAACCUAGCCAAACAGGACCUGCUUCGCGCCACCACACAGAAGGACGUGCUGCUCAGUGAGCAGGCCAGGCUCCGGAAGGACGUCGGCGAGUGGAGGGAGAACGUGGAAAACUGCCAGAAAGAAGGGGAGACCAAGCAGCAGCAGCUUCAGGAGCUUCAAAAGCAGGUUGAAGAAAACAAGGCGAAGCUGGCCCAACAAGAAAUGAUGUUUCAGAAACUCCAGAAAGAGACCGAAUGUGAAGAAAAGAAGUUAGAAGCCAGUAAAGGGACUCUGAAGGCGCAGCAGCAACAGCUGGAAAAGGAAUUAUCGGAGCAGAAGAGCGAGCUGGAGCAGGUGCUCACCAAGGUGCUGGCGGCGGAGGAGCGCGUCCGGGUUUUGAAGGAAGAGGAGCGGUGCAGCGAGACCCUGGAGAAGGCGCUCUCCCAGGCCAAACGACAGCUUUCAGAACGGGAGCAGCAACUAACGGAAAGGUCAGGUGAGCUACAGACUCUGCAGAAAGAGGCGGACUCGAUGAGGGCCGACUUCAGCCUCCUGCGGAACCAGUUCUUGACAGAAAGGAAGAAAGCCGAGAAGCAGGUCGCCAGCCUGAAGGAGGCACUCAGGGUCCAGCGGAGCCAGCUGGAGAGGAACCUUCUGGAGCAAAAGCAGGAGAACAGCUGCAUGCAGAAGGAGAUGGCGACAAUUGAACAGGUGGCCCAGGACAACCACGAGCGGGCCAGGCGCCUGAUGAAGGAGCUCAGCCAGAUGCAGCGCGAGUACGCGGAGCUCAGGAGCCAGAUGACCAACCAAAAGGAUUUGGAGAGAAGACAAAUCGAAAUCAGUGAGGAAAUGAGAUCACUUAAAUCUGAGGUGAAAGAUGAAAUCAGAGCCAGCCUGAAGAAUCUCAACCAGUUUCUUCCAGAACUGCCAGCAGAUCUGGAGGCGAUUUGGAAAAGGAAUGAAAACCUAGAAGGCGGGUUGGAAAGCUUGAAAGAGAAUUUCCCAUUCACCGUGAGUCAGAGGCCAUCACCUUUUGAAGAAAAACUGAAUUUUUCCCAGAUUCACAUCAUGGACGAGCACUGGCGUGGGGAGGCGCUCCGAGAGAAGCUGCGCCACCGCGAAGAUCGCCUCAAGGCCCAGCUCCGACACUGUAUGUCCAAGCAAGCGGAAGUGCUGAGUAAGGGGAAGCGGCAGACGGAGGGCACCUUACACAGCUUGAGGAGACAGGUCGAUGCUCUGGGGGAGCUGGUCACCAGCACCUCUGGGGACUCCACGGCGUCCCCCGGUCUGUCUCAGACAGAGUCUUCCCUUGCUGAGGACUUUCACCCUGGACAGAGCCAGAGCUCCUGCCAGAUUCUCCGAGGUCCGUCACAAUUUCCGGGCACCACCGGCUUCCGGCCCACAGGGCACAUAGCACACAGUUCUUUUAACUACCACUUUCAGUUGGAAGAUCUUCAGUUCUAACUUACUGUACCGUCUUAAGGAGGGAGCCGGUCAGCCAGCUGAGGAAACCCACCCGAGGAGAUCCCUUCUCUGCUACCUCCCGUUAUCCAGAGCCCGAGACCUGGGAGGCCGCGCCUCCCCGGCAGCGUGUUCCCCCUGCGUGGCCGGGGCCGGGGCCUGCGUGUAAGUCACGUGGACAUAAGGGAAUCGCUGUAUACAGUUUAAAGCAGGGUCCUCGAUGGCCGAGGGUUUUCUUUUUAUCUUUGAAAUGUGUUGCUGUAAAACUAGUGCUGAUUGUAAUUGCAAAUUUGAAUCUAUAAACUGGCAAAUUGUAGCUACAAAGAGAAAAAAAAUGUACUCCAGCCCUUCAUUUAUAGUGUCAAAUUUUAUUUUUGGAUUUUGCUUAAAAUCUAUUUUCAUAUGAAAAUAAAA